AUAAUGUUUUAAUGAUGAAAACAAAUGUUGUAAAGUUAAUAGAUUUUGGUUUUGCGAUUUGCAUGCCAUAAAAUCAAAAAACUAAUGUUUAUUGUGGAACACCUCAUUAUAUGUCUCCAGAAAUCAUAGCUAAAGUAUUUUUAUAAUUAUUUUAAGGUUCCUCAUCAUCCAUCUAGUUCAGAUAUUUGGUCUUUAGGAAUUCUUUUAUCCAAAAUGAUAACUGGAGAAUAUCCUUUUAAAGGAUAAAAUGAUAAAGAUUUAUAUCGUUAAAUUUAAUGUUAAAAAUUGAGAACUAAUUAAGAUAAAAAAAUCAAUGAAAAUAUAAUGAGAGUUAUAAAUGGAUGUUUAGAAAAAAAUAUAUAAAGCAGAUGGAAUAUAGAUCAAAUUAUUAAUGAUCCUGUGUUUCAUAAAGAUCUUUUAAUACCUUCAGCAAAAGGUUUUUUGAAUUAAUGA
This is a messenger RNA of Paramecium sonneborni, 453 nucleotides long. The record is from the annotation of a GenBank genome assembly. NCBI's taxonomy places the organism in Eukaryota, Ciliophora, Oligohymenophorea, Peniculida, Parameciidae.